Neurospora tetraspora is the source of this 1958-nucleotide messenger RNA. RefSeq lists its product as uncharacterized. Bases 475 to 1749 code for a protein of 424 amino acids. The record is from RefSeq and is a predicted model, not a curated record. The transcript has 2 exons. NCBI's taxonomy places the organism in Eukaryota, Fungi, Ascomycota, Sordariomycetes, Sordariales, Sordariaceae.
GUCGAGAUGAUCACGAGGUAGAUGUACCUGUUCCUGCACUAACAUCCUCCGCUUCUGCCAAGCGCUUUUCUUGUUAAGACCCUAAUAAUUGUCUCUGAAUCACAUGCAACAGCCCUACCAGCGGAUCCCAGAGGCGCGACGUCAUCGGGUCCAGGUCCCCGUGGAACGAUUUCUUGGCAGCAAUGACGACGUCGUUCGUUCGUUUGUUUGUGUCUCUUUGUACCUUGAUGGUCACCUCGUUCAUCAUUUCCUUCCGAUCCACCUUCAACAUCUCUUUCCUCUUUCCUCUUUCCCCAACCUCACUGUCUCGAUCUAUCGUGCGAUCGAUUUCCGCUCCUGGUACAUACGCUCCCGGACACUACUCACUUGGAACAACGAAACAACACACCGCGAAGACAUCGCAACAACCUACGAGAACAACACAAAGCAAGAAGAACAACAGAUACCUUUGUAAUAAAUCAACCGCAGCACAAAAUGGCACCUCCACGCAAACCAGAAGACUACACCCUCCGCGUCACCGCCGGUCCCUCCUACGACCUCUCCACCCACGUCCAAGUACCCAUCAAUUCUCCCAGGUUAACUCACAUUGAGUCUGACGAAGGGAUGGACAUCGACCUCAACGUGCGCAUCCAGAAUUACCGCGGGUUGCCGAGGGGGUCGCCGGAGAGUUCGGCGUACUUCGAUAGGGAGCCGCAUAGAUACAACAGGGAUCAGUAUUCGAUUGGCUUAAGAUUUACGCCGAAACGUCCCAAGGGGGUGACGGGGAAGUCGGGUGGGGGUGGGGAUGGGGAUGGGGAUGGGGCUGUGGAAGGGGACGGGAUAUCGGCGGCGGACUUACAAUUUGGUAAUGAUUUUGAUCAUCCUAUUCGGAAUUAUCUGCCGCCCGGGGUCAAUACGGCGAUGAAUAUCCUCAAGUGGUGGAUCGAUCCGGGACUGGAAGGGGAUGCGUACGCGGAUGAACCGUUUCUUUAUGGGCCUGCUUUGUCAAGUUUCAACUCUGUUCGCGUUGGGGCUGGGGAACAUGACGAAGAAGGGGGUGGACUGUGGGUGGAAGAAGGCGCCAGUUCUGAAUCCGAUAAUGAAGACGGCGAUGAAGACGAAGACGAUGACGAACCAGCAGGAGCGGAAGAGAAACAGGAGAAGGGGACCGAGGGCGAUAACCACGGAGCUGCUGGACAAGGGCCCAAGAGCAACAACAACAACAACAAACCCAGCAGCACCUCCAGCAAAAAGUGGAGAGCCCAAGUCCUCGCAAACUCCGGAGUCGGCAACGACCCCAAGAAGCGCCAAAAAUGGGCAUUGAAGGAUGACGCCAAGAAGAAAUGGGUGUGGGAGUAUGGCAGAACCUACGCCGUCGAUUUCUAUAACCCGUACAUUGAUUUCGGCAAGUGCGAGCUCAAGUUACCUGGUUUUGGAGUGAAUGUGUUGAGGUAUUGGGAUGGGGAGACUGGGUUGAGAUACGUCCUCCGCAACCGCCUCACCAAAAAACCCUACCUCGUCAUCCUCUUCACACUCUACCCGAACGACAUGGUGAACGAAGAUGGCACACUCAAGCCUGAUGCGUUGAAUGCUACUGCUAGGGCUAGCGGUGGUGCAAAGACUGAGGACUAUGGGGAGGGUGAAUGUGAUGCGAAGGCUGCUGCGGAUAAGAAAGAAGUAGACAGUUUCAAGGAAGACAAGGCACUGGAUGAGGCUAGGGAAAAGUUGGAGGGUGUUCCGGGAACGGCUGGAGAUGAUGAUGUUGAUUGAGGGGAAUGGGUCCGUGGUAAUGGGUAUUGGUGAGGAGAGGAAUAGGAGUUGAGAGUCAGUGUGUCAGUGGUGAUGAAUGAUAUUCUAGUUGAACUUGGAUGUUUAUUGAUUCACCUAGGUAUAUAAUGUAUACAGUUUUUGAACUACCUUAUCAUCCGCAUGCUCGCUAACUACCACACCACACCACACUGGUAUUUUACAGCAGAAGC